AAACCCGAUCAAGAAUCGGCGACUAUGGAAGAUGCUCCGUAUGACUACAAAAUCUUAACCAGGCCUCGCGCGAAUCCUACAAAUGCGAAUUGUUCCAACACUAAUGAACAAGAUUCUAAGGUUGUGGAAAAUAGAUCUAUUUUUGAAGAUGCACUCCAAGCAUAUGAAGAACUAAAAAAUCGGGAAGAGAAUGUUUCCGAAGAUUGGGAGUACAACGAAGAGAGUGGGUAUUAUUAUAGCGAAUCAACAAAAAUGUAUGCUCUUUGGGAUACACACAUUCAAGAUUGGAUAUAUUUUGAUAAAUUUGAGAGAGAUCGGAGAAAGAACUACAAAAUCGACGUAACUAAAAUAGAUUAUAAACAUGAAGAUUCUUCAAACUCAGAUAAGGACACUGAGGAUUCAAUAGAUAGUGCACUCGAGGAGGGACAAAUAUCAGAUUCUGAAGCAUACGAGACAGCUUCUUUAUCAUACGAGAAUAGUACCAAUGGACAAGACAUACACAAAAAUUCAAAAGAAAAACAUAUGUGUACAUAUUCUGUACCAGCAGGUUAUAUCGUUACCUCAGAAGAGAGAUAUUAUUUCAACCCUGAGAACAAUGUUUGGUUUGACGUGUAUUCUGGAGUGUAUUCUGUAUAUGAUGAGGGUACUCAAACAUAUACUCCAGUUGACCCAAACUCUAUAAUAUAUACAUUAACACCUGACGAGAGUGCAUUAGACCAAGGAGAACCCGGUAGCGAUGCAACUCUUAGAUUGGUAGUGAUUGAAUCCGGAAUUCUUAAAUCAGGACAUUUAGUUCUGGUUGAUGCAAACGGCAUUUCUAUGGGAAGGGACAGGUGGGAUGAUCGACGACUUCGAUUAGCUGAAAUGCCAACAUCAAAACAUCACUGUCAAAUAUUUUUUUCUUCAACUUCUAUUAUUGAUAAUAACAAUGAAGAAGAAGAAUCAUCAACUCCAGAUGCAUUCUUUAUUAUUGAUAUAGGUUCGCAAAAUGGAACUUUUGUUAAUUCUCAACGAUUGUCAGAAAGUAAGAUGAGUUCUAAACCACAUCAAUUGAACCAUAUGGACGAAGUUACUGUUGGGAGCACCAAAUUUCAAGUGCAUUUACAUAAACAGUGGACAUGUGAUGUUUGUACUGUAACUGAAGGAAAAAUGAUUGAUAUAUCAAAUAAUAGCGAUGUUGUUUCUAAUAAUAUUAAUAAAGUCAAACGGAAAAAUAAUGAUGGAGAUUUAAUUAUGAACAUUGGUAUUAAUAUGAAUAAUAAUACAACACAGAGAGAACUUUUAGAAGUUCAGCGACGUGAGGAGCUGAAUCGUUUGAAACGUAAAUAUAUGGGUCCAUCUAACACUAAUCAAAAACAUACAAAGUAUGUUGAUAGGGCUGCUUUAAGAAGAGAGAUUCAUCCUGAUAAUGCUCCAAUAAAAAAAGAUUGGGAGGAUACAUCUCAAAACUCUACAAUAGAAGUAAAAAAUUUUCAAACUAAAAUUGGUUCUGAUAAUAAGGGAAAUAAGCUUUUACAGAAGAUGGGAUGGAAAGAAGGGCAAGGAUUAGGACGAAAUGGUACUGGAAUGUUGAAUCCAAUCCAAUUUGUUACUAAUGAAGGAAGAAUUGGUCUUGGUGCAGGAGGAAAAAAGAAUCAAAAUAACACUAUGGAAACUUUACAGGAAGCAACUAGACGAGUUGCUAAAGAAAGAUUCAUUGAUUUAUUUAAUGAAUAACAAAAAGAUUGAAACAUAUAUUUGCAAAUUUAUAUUAUGCAUUUAAUUGUAAAUCAUCAGCGUAAUACGAGAAUAAACAUAUUUCAUUGCAUCAUUAACAUAAAUAAUAUUAUAUCUGUUCUUUUUUUCA
Molecule: messenger RNA, 1846 nt
Organism: Rhizophagus irregularis DAOM 181602=DAOM 197198
Lineage: Eukaryota; Fungi; Glomeromycota; Glomeromycetes; Glomerales; Glomeraceae
Molecular function (GO): nucleic acid binding; protein binding
Source: RefSeq, a predicted model, not a curated record